UCUUCUUUCCCAUUUGCUCUCCUUAGUUUCCCUCCCAUUUCCUAUUGUUACAUAAUCCUGUUUUUACAGCCAUCUCCCUUUAAUCUUUGAGGUGGCAUUUCUUUAACUCCUCAGUGAUCUGCCUUUGUGUGCUUCUUGUCUGUUUCUUGGACUUAUUUUGCUUUUUUUUGCACUGUCUGGACUUGUUGCAUCUUUUGGACUUUGGACUGUCCUCAUAAAAGCAACAGCAGAAGGACAUCAUCACAUCCAGAGAGGAGUAAACAUGAAGGCCACAGUGGGACUGCUGCUUCUGCUGCUCACGGUUUAUUACUGCGCUGCUGCACCUCAACAAUUGCUUGAAAUGUCUCAUGGACAAUGCUGUUUCAAAUUCUUUACUAGAAGGAUACCACAGAAGAAAAUAGUCUCUGUCAUCAAGACUCACAGCGCCUGUCUGGAAAAAGCAUUUGUGAUCGGUACAGCCACCGGGAGGCGCAUCUGUGUGAGCCAGAGCGUCACCUGGGCUCAAGAAGCUUUUGCAUCAAUGGCCAAUCUGCAGAACGAUGAUGAAUAAAGCUCUUCAGAGUUCAUGAUCAAGCAUAAUAAAGCUUUGUGUUAUGUUAACCCAUGCUAGCAAUUUUAUAAGACAGCUGCAGCCUGGGUUUUGUACCGGGCAUACCCAGUUUCCUGUUUUAUAUUCUCCUUUUUAUAUUUUUGGAGUUUUCAGUUUGGAUGUUACCUUUGCCUAGGUUAUGUUUUUAUUCUGAUAUUAGGUGUUAAGUUUUUCAUGCCCUCCUAUGUUCCCCAUGCCUAGUUCUGUUUUGCUGUAGUACUUCCUUGAUUUAGUUAAUCUCUGUCUUCAUUUGUACUAUGGAUUUGCAGCUGCCAACUAAAUAAAGGUCAGUCUUUGGUUAUUCAA
Molecule: messenger RNA, 895 nt
Organism: Pundamilia nyererei
Lineage: Eukaryota; Metazoa; Chordata; Actinopteri; Cichliformes; Cichlidae
Product: C-C motif chemokine 3-like
Exons: 4
Coding region: 263-550 (95 amino acids)
Biological process (GO): immune response
Cellular component (GO): extracellular region
Molecular function (GO): chemokine activity
Source: RefSeq, a predicted model, not a curated record